This is a messenger RNA of Linum tenue, 1089 nucleotides long. NCBI's taxonomy places the organism in Eukaryota, Viridiplantae, Streptophyta, Magnoliopsida, Malpighiales, Linaceae. The record is from the annotation of a GenBank genome assembly.
AUGGCGGUUCAGACAAGGGUUGUGUCGAUUUUCUUCAUCCAGCUAGUUCUUCUUGCUGUUUCAGGCCUGAACCGGGCCAAUGGAGCCGGUCUGCGAACCGGUUACUACGAUGAGAGCUGCCCUGAUGCAGAGACGAUAGCUCUUAAGACUAUUCGCAAGGCCAUCUCCAAGGACGUGACCCUUGCUGCCGCAUUGCUCAGGCUCCAUUUCCAUGACUGCUUCGUUCGAGGAUGUGAGGCUUCAGUGCUUUUGGAUGCAGCAGAGGAAGGUGACGCAGAGAAAGAUGCAUCGCCCAACUUCAGCUUAAGAGGGUACGACGUGAUUGAUGAUGUGAAGUCUGCGAUUGAGAAGAGUUGUCCUGGUGUGGUUUCUUGUGCCGAUAUAUUGGCCUUGGCUGCUCGUGAUGCGGUUCGACUGACAGGUGGAUCAUUUUGGAAAGCUGAAACUGGACGUAGAGAUGGAAGAAUCUCACUUAGCAAGGAGGCAGACGAAAAUUUACCAUCCUCGAAUUUCAACAUAGCUCAACUCAAACAAAACUUUGCAUCGAAGGGUUUAACUAAGAAAGACCUGGCUGUUUUGUCAGGUAACAAUAAUUCAAAUCACGGAAAAAAAAUUAUCGAACUAGAUCUUAUACCAUUUACUCACAGACGAUUUUGCUUUAUCCUGUUGCUUUCAGGAGCGCACACCAUCGGCGUUGCAAGUUGUUUCGUGAUCACCGAUAGACUAUACAACUUCACGGGGAGAAGCGAUACCGACCCGGCCCUGGAUCCAACCUUCGCCUCCGAACUGAAGAAGAAAUGCAAGCCUGGUGGCGGCGGCCCAUUUCUUGAGCUGGACCAAGGAAGCUCCACGAUUUCUGAUGCACAUUUCUACAAAGCUGUGAGGCAGAACAGAGGUCUUCUUACCACUGAUGCAGCACUUCUUAAUGAUCAUGUAACUCGAGCUUAUGUCAACCGCCAGUCCACCUCUGCUGCUGCUGGGGCAACUUUUGGUAGGGAUUUUGGUGAAUCAAUGGUGAAGAUGGGUGAGAUUGGUGUCCUCACAGGAAACGAAGGGGAGAUUAGGAAACGUUGUGCCUUUGUGAACUGA